Messenger RNA from Oenanthe melanoleuca, 3865 nucleotides. It is a transcript of the gene ADAM33, whose product is annotated as ADAM metallopeptidase domain 33. The transcript has 25 exons. Gene Ontology annotation, molecular function: metalloendopeptidase activity. Gene Ontology annotation, biological process: proteolysis. The record is from RefSeq and is a predicted model, not a curated record. Bases 44 to 3001 code for a protein of 985 amino acids. Lineage: Eukaryota; Metazoa; Chordata; Aves; Passeriformes; Muscicapidae.
CGGAGGCGCCGAGUCGGGGCGGUGACAGCCCGGGAGCGGCGGCAUGGCCGGGCCGGGCCCCCCCGGGCCCCGCCGGGGCUCGGCCAAGGGCUGGGGGCUCCGCCUCGCCCUCCUGGGGGUCCUGCUGGGGCUCCCCCCGCGGGGCCGGGCGGGGCCGGCAGGGCCACUGUCCCACGGAGAGCUGGUCACCCCACACUGGCUGCUGGGGGGCCGAGCCCGCAGAGCCGCCAGCCUGGAGGAGCAGGUGCCGGCGCCUGCCCGGGCAGAGGUGGCUGUGACGGCCGAGGGCAGAGAGCUGGUGCUGGUGCUGGAGAGGAACCAGCUGCUGGCCCCAGGGUACACAGAGACGCACUACAGCGAGCGGGGCCAGCCCGUGACCGUGACCCCCAACCGCACGGAGCACUGUCACUACCACGGACACGUCCGCGGCCACGGCGGCUCCUGGGUCGUGAUCAGCACCUGCUCGGGAAUACGGGGCCUCAUAGUGCUGAGCAGCAACACCAGCUACUACCUGAGACCCCUGGGGACCCCUGAGCCAGGUCUCCACCUCAUCCACCGAGCAGAGCACCUGCCCAUGCCAGGGGGCACCUGUGGGCACGGCCAGCACCUGGGGAGCACCGUGGCUGGCAUUGCCCAGCUCUUCCAGCCGCAGCACCCACGGGCCAAAAGAGAUGCCUGGAGGACCAUGAAGUACAUGGAGCUCUUCAUCGUUGCUGAUCACACCCUGUACAGGAACCAGAACCUCAACCUGGGCCACACCAAGCAGCGCAUCGUGGAGAUUGCCAACUACGUGGACAAGUUCUACAGGCUGCUGAACAUCAAGGUGGCCCUGAUUGGGCUGGAGGUAUGGACAGAGCGGGACCAGUGCACGGUGAGCAGCGACGCCAACGCCACGCUCUGGGCCUUCCUGCAGUGGAAGAAGUCGCUGAGGGCGCGCAAGAAGCACGACAACGCCCAGCUGCUGACGGGGAAGACCUUCGGGGGCACCACCAUCGGAAUGGCUCCACUGGAGGGGAUGUGCAGCGCCGACAACUCCGGAGGGGUCAGUGUGGACCACGCGGAGCAGCCCAUCGGAGCCGCGGCCACCAUGGCCCACGAGAUCGGCCACAACUUCGGCAUGGUCCACGACACCAAGGGCUGCUGCGUGGAGGCCACCCCGGAGCAGGGCGGCUGCGUCAUGGCAGCAGCCACGGGCCACCCCUUCCCUCGCGUGUUCAGCUCCUGCAGCAAGAGGCAGCUGGAGAAUUACUUCCAGAAGGGAGGGGGAAUGUGUCUCUUCAACCUGCCCGACACCAAGGACCUGGUGGUGGCACGGAAAUGUGGCAAUGGCUUCCGGGAGGAGGGAGAGGACUGUGACUGCGGGGAGGUGGAGGAAUGCACCAACCCCUGCUGCAACGCUCACAACUGCACGCUCAAGGAGGGGGCCCAGUGUGCCCACGGCGACUGCUGCCACAGCUGCAAGCUGAAGGCGGCCGGGACCCUGUGCAGGGAAGCCGCGGGAUCCUGCGACCUGCCCGAGUUCUGCACGGGCUCCUCUCCGUACUGCCCGGCCAACGUGUACCUGCUGGACGGCUCCGAGUGCGCGCACGGCCGCGCCUACUGCAGCACCGGCAUGUGCAUGACCCACCAGCAGCAGUGCGUGCAGCUCUGGGGGCCAGGAGCGUGGCCAGCGCCUGACGCCUGCUUCCAGGACGUGAACAUGGCUGGGAACACCUACGGCAACUGCGGCAAGGACAGCCAGGGCCGCUACGUCAAGUGUGACAAGAGGGAUGCCAUGUGCGGGAAGAUCCAGUGCCAGAGCUCUGCCAAGAAGCCCCAGGGCACCAACACGGUGUCCAUCGACACCACGAUCCGCUUCAAGGGCCGCGAGGUCAAGUGCCGCGGCACCUUCGUCUACAGCGCCAAGGACGACCAGGAGGACCUGUCCGACCCGGGGCUGGUGCUGACGGGCACCAAGUGUGGGGAUGGGAUGGUGUGCAAGGACCGCCGGUGCCAGAACGUGUCGCUGCUGGAGCUGGAGGCGUGCGUGUCGCGCUGCCACGGCCACGGGGUCUGCAACAGCAACAAGAACUGUCACUGUGACCCGGGCUGGGCCCCCCCGUUCUGCGAGGAGCCGGGUCUGGGGGGCAGCGUGGACAGUGGCCCCGUGCAGAGCCACGCCCACCAGCCCACCCUGAUCGCCCUGGUUGUCAUCUCGCUGUUCCUGCUGCCCGCCCUGGCUCUCAGCAUCUACUACUGGUACCAGCAGGAGAACUCCCGGCUGCACAGGUGGAUCCAGGAGACCAGGACCGGGGGCCACGGGGCCUGCAGCAGGAACAAAUCCAUCGGGAGGAAGGCGAGCAGUGUCCAGCCCAAAGCUGCUUUCACCCUGAGGGACAUUUCAGCCUCCAGCCACCCCACUAAGGGGCAGAUGUGGUUCAGCUGGAGCAGUGCUCCUGGAGAAGGUGCAGUUUCCUCUGAAGCUCCAGGGAUGAUGUGCAAAGGGCCCAGGCACCGCCCUCCUCCCCAAGCCCGGCUCUGCCCCGCCCGGCUCUCAGCCCAUCAAUGUCGUGCGCCCCCUUCGCCCCGCUCCCCACCCCAUCCCCCCCCGCCCCAGAGACCCCAAACCCGCCAGGCCCCCUCCCCCAGCCAGCAGAUCCCCCCUGGUGCCCCCCAAAGCCCAGGCCAAGCUCCCACCGCCGAGGAAACCUCUGCCCUGCAGCCCCCUGAGAACCCCUCAGGUGAGAGACCCUCAGGUGCCCCCGAAGCUCCCCGCCCCGCGCCGGCCGCUGCCGGGCUCUCCCCUCCUGGCCCAGGAGCUGCCCCCUGCCCACGGACAGACCCUGCUGGUCAUGGUCCCUCCCUCCAGCUCCAGGACGAGCGGCUCCAGCCGCCCCACGAGGCCGUUCAAACCAAUGCCACCUCAGAGGCCAGUCCCAGCCAUCAAAGUCCAAUCCACCUCCUUCUCAAAGAAGUGACAAUCCCAGGACACCUGCCCCCCUUGCUGAGCUGGCUCUCCUGAUUUGCACUGCUGUGGCCACAGGGCUCUCCCCUUCCUUGUUUAGCAACCCUUUUGAUACCAGAGGACUAUUUUUGUAAGGCAGAACUGUACUCAGCACUCAGACUGUGCUGCUGGGGGCGGGCAGGGGACACUGGCACCACGGCUGAGCCAGGGCUUGGCUGCAGGAGGGGUUUCCAUGACCCACCACAGCCCUGGAGCUGCCUCCUGGCCAGUUUCCCUCCCAGCUUUAGUUCCUUUGGACACUGCACAGGGGCUGGGACGGAGUGGCGGGGGAUGAACGUCCCCCCUGCUGGAAGAUGCUGGUGACAGAGUGAUGUCCUUGUAGCUACCUCCUCCUUCUCCUGCAGGCCUGGUGAGCCCCCCCAGCUCCAGAGACGCUGGCCACGACAGAAACGUGGUGCCCAGUCUGGCCUGGGCCCCGCAGUGCUGGGACUUUCCAGGUUCUCAGCUCCUCCUGACCUCCUGCACGAGGGAGGGGUGACACUGCUGGGGCCACCUGCACGGAGAAACUGUCUGGGAAUGAGUGAGUGCCCCAGGGCGGGUGGCAGCCCUUCCCGGGUGCUCCUGAGGGCUCUGAGCCUCCCAGCUCCUGUUCCCCACCACCCCGUGCCCCAGGAGCAGGAGCAGGGCGGCUCUGCCCGUCCCGGGGCUUGUCCCGAGCCCUGGCUGCAUUUCUCUGUGCCUCAGCCCCCCCGGGGGUGUUUCCUACCUCACAGGCUGUUGUGAGGUUUGACAAAGGGAUCCUUGGGAGGGUUUCCAGCCCUCCGUCCCAGGUGCUGUUGACCUGCACAGUUGGUGCCAUUUCCUGUGACUUGACCUGCGGCUCGAUCGGGGUCUGAAGUGACAACAAGGACUUUGUAAAGU